Messenger RNA from Spirodela intermedia, 2004 nucleotides. The record is from the annotation of a GenBank genome assembly. Lineage: Eukaryota; Viridiplantae; Streptophyta; Magnoliopsida; Alismatales; Araceae.
AUGGAUGCGAAGAGGAUAAUUCCCCUGAUCUCCUAUUCUCCAGAGCUCAUUGAUGGUGAGCCAAUCUUCUUAGCAUCAAAUUGUCUUCCUGUGAAGGCCUUCAAUCUCGAACCAGCAGGCCAUUCCUUUCACUCUGCGGCCCUUAGAUUCUCUGGUAUCUGUGAUGACGAAGAGGAAGACACCGAUGAUCAAAGUGUGUCGUCAGAUGACAAGAGCCAAGGUUACAUUCCCUCCUCAGAGUCAUAUAGCAGCAAAGGGAAAAAGAAAUCCAACGCUGGGAGCAAGCAGCAAGAUCAUUAUGCCCUGUUGGGCUUGAGCCACCUGCGAUUUCUGGCGACAGAAGAACAGAUAAGAAAGAGUUACCGCGAGACUGCCUUGAAGCACCAUCCUGACAAGCAGGCUGCUCUCCUUCUUGCUGAGGAGACGGAAGAGGCGAAGCAGGCAAAGAAAGAUGAGAUAGAGAACCACUUCAAAGCCAUACAAGAGGCUUACGAAGUUCUCAUAGACCCUGUGAAACGAAGAAUCUACGACUCCACGGAUGAGUUCGACGACGAUGUUCCAACAGAGUGUUCUCCGCAAGACUUCUUCAAAGUAUUUGGUCCGGCUUUCAUGAGAAAUGGAAGAUGGUCCGUCAGUCAGCCUGUUCCUACUCUUGGGGAGGAGAACACUCCGUUGGGGGAGGUGGACAGUUUCUACAAUUUUUGGUACAGCUUUAAGAGCUGGAGGGAGUUCCCCCAUGCCGACGAGUUUGAUAUUGAGCAGGCAGAGAGUCGUGAGCAUAAGAGGUGGAUGGAGAGGCAGAACGCGAAGCUGAGGGAGAAGGCAAAGAAGGAGGAGCAUGCACGGGUUAGGAUGCUUGUCGAUAACGCCUACAAGAAAGACCCAAGGAUCAUGAGGAGGAAAGAGGAGGAGAAAGCAGAGAAGAAGAGAAAAAAAGAGGCAAAGUAUCUGGCCAGGAAGCUGCAAGAGGAGGAGGCCGCCAGGAUCGCCGAAGAAGAGAGGUCUAAGAAGGAGGAGGAUGACCGGAGGAUCGCCGAACUGGCGCUGACCCAGAAGAAGCUGAAGGAAAAGGAAAAGAAGCUCCUGCGCAAGGAAAGGAGUCGCCUGCGGGCUCUGUCGGCCUCGGUGAUUUCUGGGAAACUGUCUGGCAUCUCAGAGGACGACAUAGAAGGCUUAUGCAUGUCGCUCGAGAUGGAACAACUGAGACAGCUGUGCGAUGAGAUGGAGGGGAUGGCGGAGGGGACGAUGAGGGCCCAGAGGCUGAAAAAUGCUCUCUCUGUAGCUGACUCGGGUUCUUCGAAGCAAGACGAUAGCAGCACAAAAUCAAACGGUUCUCUGAGCUCUGGCGCGAAAACUAAUGGCGUCGGCCUACCCGUUAAGCAGGAGAUCCCGCUGAAUGCCUACGAGAAGAAGGACAGGCCCUGGGGAGAAGAGGAGAUUGUGAUGCUGAAGAAGGGCAUGCAUAAGUACCCUAAGGGAACGUCCCGGAGGUGGGAGGUCAUCUCAGAGUACAUGGGCACGGGUAGAUCGGUCGACGAGAUCCUCAAGGCGUCCAAGACCGUGCUCCUGCAGAAGCCCGACUCUUCCAAGGCUUUUGAUUCAUUUCUUGAUAGGAGGAAGCCCUCGCAGACCAUUGCAUCCCCCCUCACAAGUAGAAUCGAAGCCGGAGAGCCCCCUGCUGGUGCGACUGGGCCCGCCGCCGCCGCCGGCACUGCAGUUGAUGCCGGAGAGAAGCGGCCUUCCGCAGCCGGCAGCUCUUCAAGUCAAGGCAAAGAUAGCGGGGCUGCCCCAGUUCAAAAUGGAGCUCCUCCAGCGGCAGACCAGGACGCAUGGUCGGCGACCCAAGAACGAGCUCUCAUUCAGGCGCUCAAAACGUUUCCCAAGGAGGCCAGCCAGCGGUGGGAGCGCAUCGCCGCCUCCAUUCCGGGUAAGACCGUGAACCAGUGCAAGAAGAAGUUCGCCUUGAUGAGGGAGAACUUCCGGAGCAGGAAGAGCGCAGAGUGA